GCAUAUUACUUCGCACUCCGUAUGAGAAAUUUUUCCUCACCCUCCCGGUUUCGCCCAAAACCAUCGUCAACGAACCCUCGCGACACAGUUUCAAUUAGAGCCGAGCUGGGAAAGCAAUAACGGGAUCGCGGCUUACGGAGGCCUCCGAGACUCCCGUCUUUCUCAUCCUUCCGCUCCGCUUCUACCAGAAACCAUCGAGGAAGGAAGCCUGUUCACGCUAUCAUUCCUCUUCGCUCGUCCGCAGCAUUUUGGGAUUUACGAGAGCUCAGGAUUUAGGCAGGCGUUUUUUUUCUUUUUUCUCCGUCGGGCAGGAUUUAAUUUAUCCUAAAUCCUGCUUAAAACCGGCUACCAUAUAGCCCCUUACAACAAAGAAGCUAGGAAGUGGCUACGGAAGUUCGCUAGAGAAGGUAUAUGAAGGGCCUAUAAAGAAGAAGAGUUCACGAGACUAGUGAAUUUGCUAAAUUCUCACAAUGCCUGGAUUUACUAAAUCUCGAGAAACCAAGCCAUUCGCUGUCCCAGAUGUCGCUAGUUUGAAGCUUCGGAUGGAGAGCGGUGGCCACUGGAGGGUACCGCAGAAGAAAUCUUCUGCCGUCAGGCGCAUAAACCAUCGAAGGUUGAGCCGUCUCCUCGAUCGGUUAGUUGUGAACCACCGGUGGAGAGAAGCCAGCGCGGUUUUGAGCGCUACUUUUGCGGGUUGCCAUCGUUACUACUCCGAGGACCGGAGAAACUUUCUGAUCGCUAUGGAGCUUCAGAAGCGGUUCUGCAGGAAGAGAAACUACCAUAAUUUGAUCAAAUCAACUUAUGAGAUUUGGAUGGGUAAACUAUCCUGGCAUAAGAAAGGGCAUGCGAAGAAACACUUGCUUCAGCUUGAACUAGCACUUUUUUAUCUCAGUCAAGGGAAAAUUAAAGAGGCAUAUUCUCACACAAGAUUUCUUGUUACGGAGGAAUUUGGAACCGAGCCUUACGUUAACUUGAUCCAUGGAUUGAUACUGUAUCAGCUUUGGUAUGCUGAUUUACCUGAGGAGAUGCAAAUAAAAGGUUUUGAUGUUCACCUUUCAUCAGACGCACUUGGGAUGCCCAUGAUUGAUGGUUUUCAGGAAACUGAUAUUGAUGAAAGUUCAAAUGGUCAUGUUGCUGUUGAUAUUGAGAAUACCAAAGCAUCUUUUCAUUGUUCUUCAGAAAGCUCUGUUGGCAUCGAGAAAAUCUUUAUGGUAGGAAAAUAUGAUGCUCUUCGAGAAAAUUCUGUUGAUGCCUUUAAUGCACAGGUCCAUAUUAGCCAAUGCGACGGAGAGGAGAAAGUGCUCCCCAAACUUCGGGAUAACUUUAUCAACACGUCCAUUUUUUUUGCUUCUGAACUGGAUAAAAGAUUGUUGCCUAUACAUAUAAAGCUCUUAACAGAGGAUCCGAUUCAGUCAAUACUGCUGUACCGGAAGUUGGCCAAUGAGAAGUACAGAGAUGCAGUGAAACAUUUGCGUCUUGCUCUUCAUUCAACACCACCAUUGUUGGCUGCAUUGCUUCCUUUUAUACAGCUGUUAUUGCUUGGUGAUCAGGUACAUGAAGCAAUUGUUGAGCUUGACAAGUCCUGCCAUGAGUUAGAUUCAGCACUUCCUUUCAGAUUGAAGGCUAGACUUCUGCAAUGUUUUUGUAGCGGUCAGAUAUCAGUGAUUUCCAGCUGCUAUGAGAGUGCCUUGACGAAGGACCCUGCAUGUUAUUACUCGAUAGAAAGGUUAAUCAAAAUGCACAAAACAGGGAAUUACAGUACAACACCACUGCUGGAGAUGCUAGCUAUGCAUUUAGAUUCUGUCGAUGGGAAAUGCAGCAUUUGGGAAGAAUUUGCUUCUUGCUUCCUUAAACUUCAAACAUCUAUGCUUUUUCACUAUGAAGAUUGCAUUUCAACAAACAAUGGAGCUGCAACAACUAAUAAAUACUGCAACAGAAUACCUACAAUAUUUACUGAAGGAGAAACUGGAGAUACUUGGAGGCUUCGCUGUAGAUGGUGGGUAUCACGCCACUUUAGCAGAAGUAUUUAUCUCUCUGAGAUCAAGGCUGGUGAGUGGAUGCUCUUACAAUUCAAGGCUGCCUGUGCAAUUCAUUUGUACGGUCCAAACUUUGAGUAUGUCACUGCUGUUCUCAGUAGCCUUACACAACGAGGGAAUGCUAGCCAGCUCUCCUACUUACAUAUCCACAUUAAAAAUCCUUUGAAUCUUAAAGAAAAUCUGGCUCACGUUUGAGUGAUUGAUGUCCUGCUCCAGUUUCUAAAGGAGAGAUGCUUUUCUAUUGAAAGAAUCCGCAAUCUUUUUCAAUCAUUGGAUCCGCUCUAUGCGAACCAAAAACAGAGCAGUUGAUUGUGAACACAGAGAAGCAAACGACAUGUUACUACAGAAUCUGUCACCAGGCAUUCAUCCUGUGUUCAGGAGCUAUAUUUUUCAAAUCCUAAACUCUAUACUAUGAAUACUGCAACAGAUGGAAAAUGCUUGGCGUGAGAUAUCCAAAAUGGGAAUAAUACUCGAUGAAACCGAGAAGGUGGACAACCGCGAUUCGACCUUAGCUUUCUUUUGGCAUCUCCUGAAAUCAUUGCAAAGGCAGCCUGCACGAAGGAGAUUAGCUCAGGGAAAUUUGGGUUGCUCGAGGAGCUCUUCUUUAGUGGAUCUUGAUUCCAGAGUUCUUGGCAUGGACUAGUGAGGAAGAGGCAGCCUAAGGGCUGGGCACCUUUGUUGUUGGGAAGAUUUUGCUGCAUCUCAUUAAUAGUAGCAAGGACCUGCGCUACGAUUUAACCUUCUUGGCUGUUACAUGCGCAUACGUUUCCAGCAACGAACCUUGAUGAGUUAUGUAAAUACAUAGGAAUUGAG
Phalaenopsis equestris is the source of this 2849-nucleotide messenger RNA. RefSeq lists its product as uncharacterized. Gene Ontology annotation, biological process: transcription by RNA polymerase I. The transcript has 12 exons. Lineage: Eukaryota; Viridiplantae; Streptophyta; Magnoliopsida; Asparagales; Orchidaceae. The record is from RefSeq and is a predicted model, not a curated record. The coding region runs from base 471 to 2231 and encodes 586 amino acids. Gene Ontology annotation, cellular component: RNA polymerase I transcription regulator complex.